AUGGGAGAUACCUGGAUUGCUUGCAGUGACAUAUCAGAUGCCCGAGCCCAAGCCCGAUCUUCCAUCCUUGCCGGGAACAACGACAUUUUUCAGCCUUAUGAACCUCUUCGCCCCUUCGAUGUUGAUAAUCGCAGCGGUGAGGGUAAAACGCCUACACGGACCACAUCGACAACACCGGCACUGAUCAAGUAUGAUGAUCGCCCUCAGAAAAGAGGCUUCGUGUGGCAGAAGACGUUCUGGAUCCAGGUGUUACGCGAUGUGCAGAACUCCAAGUUCGGAUGGCUUGGUCGACAAUUCUUCUCGCAUCUCCUUCCGUUGCUUUCGAUACUACUCCUACUCGUACUGCUUAUUCUGAUGUCAAGCCUGCCCGGAAUCUUCUUUACCGAGGAAGACGGAGGCUGCACGCCCGAUGGAGACUUCGAGCUGUCACUUGACAACCUGCAUUAUACACCUUGGACCCGGAGCUCCUUUUUUGCUGUCAACAUCAAGUUCGGCAGCUAUUCGUUCGGCAUUGCCAAACUCAUCGAUGUUUCAUGGGACGUGGGAGUCGGCCGUGGUGGUCAGGCAUUUCUCGCCUGGAUUUCGUAUUCCGUCUUCACCAAAGCUAUCAGCUACCUGAUGGAGAGGUCAUCACUUCACCAUCACACCUUCAAGGCCGUGACCCUACAGAACGACACAGUCGCGGGUAUGGCAAACCUCGCAAAGGGUCUGUGGAGUACAAAGGGAUCUCGCGGAAAGGCAACCAUCCUCUGGAUCAUAUUCGCCGGUGCAUUUGUCUUGCUGACGCCUACGUGGGUUAGCGCCAUGACCGGAUACACCGCUGCUGUAGUGUUAUUUGUCCAGGACAGGGACUCCCUCCUGGUCCCAGCCACAAAUUUCAAGCCAGUGGUGUACACUGUGCAUGAUGGCUCGCGGCUAGGAGACGGCUUCAUCGAUGAAACUAGGAUUGCUCUUUCGUUUGAUGGCGACGCCAUGCUGUCUUAUCAGAACAUCUAUUCUUGCAGCCCCUAUGGGGUCGAUGAUGUGGAUGCGGCUAGCGGACGAAUUAUAUUUCGUUCAUCCACCACGAAUGAAUGCAAAUGGAUGUGGGCGGUAUCCAAGUACGUUGCCGAGUACGGCUUGCUCGGGAAAUACUACGGCCUGCUGGGCGCGUCCAACACCACAUUCCAGCAACCUGACGAUUCCAGCAACACCACGACGGCGAUCCAGCUCAAUCCGGCCUUGAAUAUCUCGGCUCAUUUCGCUGCAAGCCUGGCCCAAAUGCAGCAAGCCGGCUACUCGGAGGACGAUUGGGACCGGAUGCCAAGCGGGCACUCAUGGGUAGACCGAGACACUGGCAGCAAAGUCUUCGACGUCGCGAAUCCAUUGUUUUGGGAGAGCCAAUCUCAAACCAUCUACGACGAAGCCGACUUCAACGACGCCAGCAGCUGCCAGCAACGCGGCGAAGUCAAAUACCAAUGGGGCUUCUCCUUCCUCCUGCUCUACGCCUACGUCGUCGCCGCCCUCGUGUGGGCCAUCGGAAUGUACGCUUUGCACCUCAACUCCUGGCUGCAUUCCCACCCGGAACUUCUGAAGCGUCACAUGGGCAUCGAACGCGCCGUCCUCGACAUGUCGCAAGCGAUGAAAGAACCCCUCGUCGAUCUCGAUCCAGACAAAGUCCGUCUGCACGCAAACUCCAAGCUGCAAACCCUCAGCAAGAAUGUUCAGCUCACGUACGCCGACCUCUGCCCGACGGACGACGCAACCAACUGGGCCAGGGUCAGACGGUGGCGGAAGACCUUCAGCUUCAAGCAAUGGCUGAAAGACGAGAUAUGGUGGCUGCUGGCGGCCGUCUUCUUCGACAUCAUGGUGAUCCUGAGCUGGUGCAGCUACACGAUGUACUGGGACUCGCUUGUCUGGGUGGCCUGGAGCCCGUAUUAUAGUUUCAUUCCCGGUUUCGGCGUCUUUCUCGUGCUGCUUGUUGGCCGGGAGGUGAAGAGGCGGUGGCUCCUGGCGCUGCCUUUCCUCAUAACGUUCCUUGUCCUGGAUGCGAUGUGGGUGGACGCGAGGUUCCGGAAUCCUGGAUGA
This is a messenger RNA of Cyphellophora europaea CBS 101466, 2067 nucleotides long. RefSeq lists its product as uncharacterized. The transcript is spliced from 2 exons. Bases 1 to 2067 code for a protein of 688 amino acids. NCBI's taxonomy places the organism in Eukaryota, Fungi, Ascomycota, Eurotiomycetes, Chaetothyriales, Cyphellophoraceae. The record is from RefSeq and is a predicted model, not a curated record.